UAACCAUCUACAUGUACAUGUACAGCAGCUUGGUUAAACUCUUAAGAGAUCUCCCUAUCGUCUAUAUUCCUUUCUGGCUUAAAAUAACCCAAAGAAUCUACCCACCACAUCUAUCCUUUGUUUUACUACUCACGGACUCACCUCAUCCCCACUUCUUUCUCCUUCGCAAGCAUAGUGAGAGAGAGAGAGAGAGAGAGAGAGAGAGAGAGAGAGAAUGAGAAUGCUUUCUCAUUCUUUCUUUGCAACUAUCCUUCUGUCACUAAUCCGACUCUCCAUUUCCAAGCCGGAAUUUGUCGCAACGCCGCCAUUGCCAAUUCUACCCCUCCCAAGUUAUUCACAGUUGAAAUGGCAACAAAGGGAGAUCAUAAUGUUCCUCCACUUCGGAGUCAACACCUUCACCGACUCCGAACGGGGAACGGGGAAUGAGAACCCGGCCAUAUUCAACCCAACGGGCCUCAACGCAGCCCAAUGGGUUGACACCGCAGUCGAGGCCGGGGUCUCUUUGGUGAUCCUCACUGCGAAGCACCAUGAUGGGUUUUGCUUGUGGCCCUCCAAGUACACUGAGCAUUCUGUGAUCCGAAGCCCAUGGGAAAAUGGACACGGGGAUGUGAUUCAAAAGCUCGUAGAGGCGGCGAAGCCUCGGGGCGUCGAUGUUGGGUUGUACCUCUCGCCGUGGGACCGUCAUGACCGGAGAUAUGGGCAUGACAAAGAGUACAAUGAGUUCUACCUGGCCCAAUUGCAAGAGCUACUCAACAACUAUGGAAAUGUAAGAGAGAUAUGGUUCGACGGAGCUAAGGGUGCGGACGCGCCAAACAUGUCCUACUAUUUCAGCGACUGGUUUUCAAUGGUGAACGAAUUGCAGAGCUCAAUCAACAUCUUCUCCGACGCGGGUCCAAACAUCCGGUGGGUCGGAAAUGAGAAAGGAUUCGCCGGAAAAACAUGCUGGUCCACCAUUAAUCGCUCCUCACUAUCAAUAGGAAAUGCAAGCAUUGAAGAUUAUCUGAGUACCGGUGAUCCGAAGGGGACCGAUUGGCUGCCGGCAGAGUGCGACGUUUCGAUCCAAGCCGGGUGGUUCUGGCACAAAUCAGAAUCACCAAAAAAACUAAGUAAACUUCUCGAAAUCUACUACAAGUCGGUUGGACGAAAUUGCUUGUUACUACUCAAUGUUCCGCCUAACACCACCGGGCUCAUAUCCAGCGACGAUGUGCAAAGAUUAAGAGAGUUUACAACUGCUAUAGACACCAUAUUUGGUACCAAUUUGGCUGAGAAAUGGUAUGUAAAAGCUAGCAGCCAGAGGGGAGGCAAAGGAGGAGGUUUUGGACCUGAAAAUGUGCUAGACAGCGACCAUUUAUGGACAUAUUGGGCUCCAAGGGAUGAUCAAGAUGAAGAUGAUUACUGGAUUGAAUUCAAAGGAACAGAUGAUGGGGUGAGAUUCAAUGUGGUCAGGAUCCAAGAAGCGAUUGGGCUCGGCCAGAGGAUCAAACGGCACGAAAUCUACGUGGACGGGGAUCGGGUCGCGAGUGGGACCACUGUAGGUUACAAGAAGCUUCACAGGCUUAAAAUGGGAGUUGUGCAUGGGCACAGUGUGAGAAUCAGAAUCACUGAAUCACGGGGGGUGCCUUUGGUAUCUUCUGUGGGUCUCCACUUUGAUCCCUUUUGGCACCCAAGAGGUCAGUGACCCUUCAAAAUUGGUCCCUUCCCCAACUUUUGCCUUUUGGCUUCUGGAUUUUUCCUAAUGGACAUGUCCUAGUGUUUUGGCUCUAUUGCCUAAUUUAUGAGCUAAAGUCGUAAAGCACCACCACCACCAGGCACCAGACACAAAAGUUAAAUCACAUUUUUCAUAGUAAAUUGAUUUUGACACUCCGGUUUCAGCCACUGGAACUCCACUUUAUAUGUUGAUCAUGUUAAAAAACAAAACUAAAAGUGAAGUGCCAAAAUCACAUCCCUUUUUCCAUAUGAAUUACCCUGUAGUUGAGGAUUGUUCUAGAGGGUUUCGGAUUUCGGGUCGUUGUAGCCCUUUAGGCAUUUUCUGAUGAUCAAAAAGAAAAAUAAAAAACAAACUUGUGUUUAAAUCUUCAA
Molecule: messenger RNA, 2079 nt
Organism: Rhododendron vialii
Lineage: Eukaryota; Viridiplantae; Streptophyta; Magnoliopsida; Ericales; Ericaceae
Product: alpha-L-fucosidase 1-like
Exons: 3
Coding region: 215-1678 (487 amino acids)
Biological process (GO): fucose metabolic process; glycoside catabolic process
Cellular component (GO): lysosome
Molecular function (GO): alpha-L-fucosidase activity
Source: RefSeq, a predicted model, not a curated record